ACGAGAAUGCUUAAAAAUAAGCAGAGGGUCAGAGCCGCCAAUGGGUCAGUGAAAGUCAUGACGUCUCGAGGAACUAAACGGAAAGCCAGUAUAAAACCAGAGACCCUAACAAGGAGUCAGUGGCUCAAAGCCACCCAGACGUCCAUGGUCCAACAUGCCGAAAAAAGACUCUUGCCCACGACCGGUCACGCCUCGCUUGAGUUCAAGUAUCAGCAGCUCGAGAAGAUCGGCGAAGGAGGCUUCGGAUCGGUCUAUGCGGGCUACCGGAAAACAGAUUCUUUUCCUGUGGCCAUCAAACACAUUCCCAAAGAUGAAGUCAAGAGCAUCCCCCUGAACAUAAAGGGGAGGAAUCACGACGUCCCCCUGGAGGCGCUGCUCAUGCUUCAGGCGUCGUGCAUCAAGAACGCAGACGGGAAAUCGGCUGUCGUGUCUUUGAUGGACAAAUACGACUUCGAUCAAGAGCUGGUGCUGGUCAUGGAGAAGCCGGCGCGGUCCGUGGAUCUCUUCACGUACAUCACCAGAUGUCGGCUUGGAGACCUCAAGGAGAAUGAGGCAAAGAACAUCAUGAGGCAGUUGGUGGACGCCGCCAUCAAAAUGCACGCCGUCAACGUCUUCCAUCGGGAUCUCAAACCGGGAAACAUUCUCCUGGAGGCCACCUACGGCGUCCCCCGGGUGCGGGUCAUCGACUUCGGCUGCAGCUGCUUUGUAACCGAGGAGCCUUAUCAUGAUUACACUGGAACCCUCUCCUAUGCUCCUCCGGAGUUCGUCCUGAGGGGGUCGUACAGGGCGGGGCCGACCACAGUGUGGCACCUGGGCGCCAUGCUCUUUGAGUUACUGGCCGGAAGCAAACAGUUCGACACGCUUCUCUUCAUCUCCAAGAUGCUCCAACUCAAUCGGGUUCUGUCUCAAGAUUGCAGAGAUUUCUUGCAGAUGUGCUUGAAUUGCGACCCAGAGCAGCGCGCCACCCUGGUGCAGGUCCACCAACAUCCGUGGCUCAUUUGACGAUGGCCGCAAAUUCAAUGUCACGUGGACGAUCACUGGAACGGGAUCUUUUCUAUCCUCGCCGACCACAAAUGUACACUGUCACGUGUGUCGGUCACAUGUGUGAUGUGUAGUCAGGCACUCUGCAGUCCAAAAAAAAAAAAAAAAAAAAAAGCACUUUAAAUGAUCCCUGGUGCAAUUUUCUUUCUAUAUUCUGAGGGCACAUGAAGGAGAACAUUGUUUAGAAACAGAACAAGUGUUGUUUACAUGACACCGGUUUGAAACUGUCUCAAAGUGGAACAAAACUUGAAUAAAGUGUUUCUUCAUAAAAUGACAUGCAUAUUGCAGUGUGCAGUGAAUUCUGCAAGUCCCAACACAAAAACCUUAAAACACAUUAAUAGAAGUAGUCAUAGUAGUAAGAGCAACUUGGAGUCCAAUACAGUAAUUAAACAAUUUUCACAUUGGGAUUGGGUACAUUAGAGUUGGCUACAUCCUUGGGGACAGAAAUGGAC
Phyllopteryx taeniolatus (common seadragon) is the source of this 1493-nucleotide messenger RNA. Its product is annotated as serine/threonine-protein kinase pim-2-like. The transcript has 7 exons. Gene Ontology annotation, cellular component: cytoplasm. Lineage: Eukaryota; Metazoa; Chordata; Actinopteri; Syngnathiformes; Syngnathidae. The record is from RefSeq and is a predicted model, not a curated record. Gene Ontology annotation, molecular function: protein serine/threonine kinase activity; ATP binding. The coding region runs from base 7 to 1002 and encodes 331 amino acids. Gene Ontology annotation, biological process: regulation of mitotic cell cycle; negative regulation of apoptotic process; protein autophosphorylation.